Messenger RNA from Drosophila pseudoobscura, 899 nucleotides. RefSeq names its product Cyclophilin 1 (gene Cyp1). Gene Ontology annotation, molecular function: peptidyl-prolyl cis-trans isomerase activity. Gene Ontology annotation, biological process: protein folding; protein peptidyl-prolyl isomerization. The record is from RefSeq and is a predicted model, not a curated record. NCBI's taxonomy places the organism in Eukaryota, Metazoa, Arthropoda, Insecta, Diptera, Drosophilidae. The transcript is spliced from 2 exons. The coding region runs from base 1 to 681 and encodes 226 amino acids. Gene Ontology annotation, cellular component: intracellular membrane-bounded organelle.
AUGGUCUUUUUCGGUGCAACUCUGGUACGACACAUUCGGCACCACAAGUCGGCGGCAUUUCAGAUUGCAGAGUCCGCCAUUUUAGCUAAGAAAAUAACCCUAGCUUCGUCAGCGAGCACCGGUAACAGAGGUCAGUUGCAGUUUGGAAUUCAGUUUGUUCGCGAAUAUUCGAGAGCGUCGAAAAUGAGUACUUUGCCUAGAGUAUUUUUCGAUAUGACCGCCGAUGGGGAGCCCCUCGGUAGGAUUAUCAUGGAGCUGCGCUCCGAUGUGGUACCCAAGACUGCCGAAAAUUUCCGUGCCCUGUGCACUGGCGAGAAGGGUUUCGGCUACAAGGGCUCCAUUUUCCAUCGCGUUAUUCCCAACUUCAUGUGCCAAGGAGGCGACUUCACCAACCACAACGGCACUGGCGGCAAGUCCAUCUACGGCAACAAGUUCCCCGAUGAGAACUUCCUGCUGAAGCACACCGGCACUGGCAUUCUGUCGAUGGCCAAUGCGGGCGCCAACACCAAUGGAUCCCAGUUCUUCAUUUGCACCGUGAAGACCGCUUGGUUGGACAACAAGCAUGUUGUCUUCGGCGAGGUUGUUGAGGGCUUGGACAUUGUCAAGAAGAUUGAAUCUUUUGGCUCUCAGUCCGGCAAGACCUCCAAGAAGAUCAUGGUGGCUAACAGUGGUUCUCUUUAAACAGCAACAACAACAAAAACAACAACAAAAUCCAAUAACAACAACACCAUUACAACAACAAAAAGCGGAAAAAUGUGUUAAGACGAAAACCAUUUGCAUUUUCUCCAUAACAAUUUUUUUUACGAAUUACUUGUAAUAUUACGAAAUACAAUACAACAAGAAAUAAUAUUUUCAAUAGACCUUGUUCGAAUGUUUCCCCCAGUGGGAUAUCACUCCCA